AUGACCCGAACCAUUCAAACUGCCAUCAAUUUAUUUCCAUGGAUUCUCGGGUCGGCUCCCUUCAACGUCGACGUGCAGAUCUGGCCCGAUCUCCGAGAAGCUCACGAUGCCAUCUGCAAUCAAGGCAUUUCUCAAGCUGAGAUGGCAAGGAAGUUCCCGGCAUUCAAUCUUACAGAAUGUUCAGAGGAGUGGGAUUACCCUCCCUACACUAUUGAAGAUGCCACGGCUCGCGCGGAGUCGGUCCGACAUCGUCUUAAAGAAGCCUCCAAACGCUACAGAAACAUCUUGAUUAUCACACAUCGAGGGUUUCUUGUAUUCCUUGUCCAAGGAGAUAGAUACGAGGUCUGUGAAACACGUUCGUAUAGAUUUUGUGAGGCGACCGAAACGGAAAUAGAGUCAAAAAGAAUGGGGUUCCACAUUGAGACGAACGACCCGCAGGAUUUUGGACCGACCGUUCUUCUGCCAUACCAGGCUCAUUCGGAGCCUGAUGAGACCCUCGAAAUUUCUGUUGAGUGA
Messenger RNA from Penicillium macrosclerotiorum, 516 nucleotides. RefSeq lists its product as uncharacterized. Bases 1 to 516 code for a protein of 171 amino acids. The transcript has a single exon. The record is from RefSeq and is a predicted model, not a curated record. Lineage: Eukaryota; Fungi; Ascomycota; Eurotiomycetes; Eurotiales; Aspergillaceae.